AUGCACUUCCACCACGAAUCAUUAACAUCACAGGACUUCUCUUUCCAGGCAAUUUGCAUGCAAGUGAAUAUUCUCUCCAUCUCCACAGAGACCCACAGACGCCGGACUAACAAGAUCAAAGCUGGCAGAGUGUAUUCGCAGACGGCCUGGGCGGCCGGGAUUACCGGAAGUCACUUGUACCUCGCUCGGAGUGCGAAACCACCGUCGCAACUCGUUUCCGCCAACUGUAGCCCGAUUUCUAAGGUCCCGGGACCAUGGCACACCAAGUAUACGAACAUGGUUGUCAAGUACCAAUGGCUCAGAGGCAAAAAAGUGGAGUACGUCCAUGCUCUACACGAAAAGUAUGGCGCAACAGUGCGCGUCGGCCCAAAAGAGGUGCACACCAGAGACAUCACUGCUAUUCGAACGAUAUUCAGCGUCAAAGAGGGAUACCUCAAGGACUGGUGGUACGAGACUGUCCAGUUCCCCGGAUUCAGGAGCAUGUUCAGCACGACGGAUCCGAACUUUCACCGAAACCACAGGAGACUGUUGCAGGGUCCACUAUCCGAGUCGUCCUUGCAAAUCUUCCUGCCUUGGAUAGACAACAAGGUCACUCUGGCACUUUCGCGGAUACAGGAGGAAAUGGAGCGACAGGGCGUUGUCGAUGUGCUCAAGUGGUUCCUCUUCAUGGCCACAGACAUAAUCGGAGAGCUGUCUUUUGGAGGCGACUCAUUCCGUAUGUUGGAGGUUGGCAAGAAGAACCAGUACAUCCGCGAGCUGGAGCGUGAGGGUGGAGUCUUCUUUGCCAUGCGGUCAACCUUCCCGUUUCUCGCGAAAUACCUGCACUUCCUCCCCUUGCCGGUCCUGCAGGAGUCUCUGAAGGCAUCUGAAAAUGAGCGAUCAUACGCUGAGGCAUCGAUUGCACGGUAUAGGCGACUGCUGGACGAAGACCCGGACAACGUCAAGCCUACACUUUUCACCAAGGUCUGGAAAGCUGGAGAUGAGGGAGCGCUAACGCCGAACCAAAUUCGGGACCAGGCAAUGGAAUACAUCAUCGCUGGAUCGGACACAACAGCUAACACGCUGACUUACCUCGUCCAUUCUAUGUGCCGGAACCCUGACGUACGAGAGCGCUUGCUGAAGGAAUUCGAGGCACUCGGUCCGGACUUUACCGACCACGACCUUAAGAAGCUGCCUUUCCUGCACUGUGUCGUUGAGGAGACCCUUCGACUAGCUGCUCCACUGCCUGCCGCUCUACCCCGAGUCGUGCCUCCUGGAGGCGCUUCCCUCGGCGGCUACUGGCUGCCGGGCGGCUCAAUUAUCAGCACGUUACCGUGGAGCGUCCAUCGCAUGGAUGCGAUCUUCACCGAUGCGCGCAAGUUUAUCCCGAGUCGGUGGGAGAAUCCUACCAAGGACAUGAAAGAUGGUUUCCUCGCCUUCGGCGGCGGUGUGCGGACUUGUGUCGGUAUGCAUCUUGCUCGCAUCGAGCUCCGCUUGGGCGCAGCCAAGUUCUUCCUUAAGUAUCCCGAGGCAAAAGUAUCAACCAAGGAGAACUUUACCGACGCCGAAAUGGAGCAGGAUAUUUACUUCCUCGCCAAGUUCAAGGGAAACAGGCUCCUGCUUGAGCUAUGA
Molecule: messenger RNA, 1611 nt
Organism: Diaporthe amygdali
Lineage: Eukaryota; Fungi; Ascomycota; Sordariomycetes; Diaporthales; Diaporthaceae
Product: cytochrome P450
Exons: 4
Coding region: 1-1611 (536 amino acids)
Molecular function (GO): heme binding; oxidoreductase activity, acting on paired donors, with incorporation or reduction of molecular oxygen; iron ion binding
Source: RefSeq, a predicted model, not a curated record